Molecule: messenger RNA, 6697 nt
Organism: Neolamprologus brichardi
Lineage: Eukaryota; Metazoa; Chordata; Actinopteri; Cichliformes; Cichlidae
Source: RefSeq, a predicted model, not a curated record
GCCAACAAUCAGACCGUGGGUAACCUUUUCCGUUCCCCAUCCCGUUCAUAUGGUGCGUUGACUUCCUCCGUCGCCGUUAAAGCGGAGCUAUCAUGGCGGAGCGCGUACAGCAGCCCCCAGCCAAGCGGCUCUGCUGUAGACCGGGCUACGGCUCAACAUGUAGACAAGGCCAGCGGGCCGCGGGGGCGCCGUGCGGCAGCUCAGGAGCCACCCAGGGCGAAUCGAGCAGAACCCAGAGUCCGGAGACCCUCCUGGACAUCGCGGCGAGGAAAGUCGCCGAGAAGUGGCCGUUUCAGAGGGUAGAGGAGCGUUUCGAGCGGAUCCCGGAGCCCGUCCAGAGACGGAUCGUGUACUGGUCUUUCCCGAGGAGCGAGCGUGAGAUCUGCAUGUAUUCGUCGUUCAACACUGGCGGGGAGGAGAUCGGAAGUAGCGGGGAGAGCGGCGACGAGACGCGGCUGCCUUUCCGACGGGGCAUCGCUCUGCUGGAGAGCGGCUGCGUGGACAACGUACUCCAAGUCGGUUUUCACCUCAGUGGCACAGUAAGGGAACCCGCUACACCCUCUGAGCCAGAGCUAGUCUGCAAUGUGAGCGUCAGCUUCGACCGCUGCAAAAUCACAGCAGUGACAUGCAGCUGCGGCAACAAGGACAUUUUUUACUGUGCCCACGUUGUGGCACUCUCACUGUAUCGAGUACGGAAGCCAGAGCAGGUCAAACUGCGCCUGCCCAUCUCAGAGACUCUAUUCCAAAUGAACAGAGAUCAACUGCAGAAGUUUGUUCAGUACCUAAUCACAGUGCAUCACACAGAUGUGCUGCCGACAGCACAGAAGCUGGCAGAUGAAAUACUGUCACAGAACUCAGAGAUCAACCAGGUCCACGGAGCUCCUGAUCCGACAGCGGGGGCAAGUGUAGAUGACGAGAACUGUUGGCAUCUGGAUGAGGAGCAAGUCCAGGAACAGGUCAAGCUCUUUCUCUCCCAGGGCGGGUACCAUGGCUCAGGAAAGCAGCUCAACUUACUGUUCAGCAAGGUGAGAGAGAUGCUGAAGAUGAGGGACUCCAAUGGAGCUCGCAUGUUAACACUGAUCACAGAGCAGUUCAUGGGUGACCCUAGAUUGGCGCUGUGGAGGCAACAGGGGACGGCCAUGACUGACAAGUACAGGCAGCUGUGGGACGAACUAGUGACGUUGUCUCUGCAGGUGAGAGAGAUGCUGAAGAUGAGGGACUCCAAUGGAGCUCGCAUGUUAACACUGAUCACAGAGCAGUUCAUGGGUGACCCUAGAUUGGCGCUGUGGAGGCAACAGGGGACGGCCAUGACUGACAAGUACAGGCAGCUGUGGGACGAACUAGACUCGCUGUCUCGGCCUCACCGGACGGUCUUCACACGAGCCAUCGAGGCCUGCGACCUGCACUGGCAGGACCCCCACCUGCAAAACAUCAUUACGGAGGACCACUACACCAACUACUGCUACCAUGAGAACCUCGACUCGUCCCUCUUUGACACCCGAGGGUGGCCUUUGUGGCAUGAGCACGUCCCUACAGCGUGUGCCCGAGUGGAUGCCCUGAGAUCACACGGAUACCCCAAAGAAGCGCUCAGGCUGGCCAUCGCCAUUGUCAACACACUGCGGCGGCAGCAGCAGAAACAGCUGGAGCUCUUUCGCUCCCACAAAAAAGAGCUGCUAAACAGAGGAAUUACAGCAGUCACCAACCUGGAAGGAUGGGUGGGCCACCCUCUGGACCCCAUCGGCACUCUUUUCAGCACCCUCAUGGAGACGGGGAGGGGCAGCGAGGAGGGAACUCUACUUGAUUUCUCAGGCUCGCUGGGUUCAGGCAGAUGGACGGAGCAUCCGGUUUUCCCAGCGCAGCGUUUCUUGGAAGAAGGAGAGUCUUUCCUGUCGUUGGCCGUGGAGACAGCUCUCAUUGGACUGGGGCAGCAGAGAGUGAUGCCAGACGGCCUCUACGCUCAGGAGAAAGUGUGUCGCAAUGAAGAGCAGCUAUUGGGCAAGCUUCAAGAAAUUGAUUUAAAUGACAUGCUGGUGAAGAUCUUCCGGAAGCAAGCUGUCUUACUGCUAGAGGCUGGUCCUUACAGUGGUCUGGGGGAAAUACUCUACAGAGAGAGUGUCCCCAUGCACACUUUUGCCAAGUUUCUGUUCACCUCCCUGCUACCUCACGAUGCUGAACUGGCAUAUAGAAUUGCACUGAGGGCUAUGAGGUUGCCGGUCCUGGAGUCCACAAACCCCUCUAGUGACUUGUCUCGGCCUCACCACAUAGUGUCGGUGGUGCCCAACCGAUACCCUCGCUGGUUCACUCUAAGCCACAUAGAGACUCAACAGUGUGAACUGGCCUCCACGAUGCUCACUGCUGCUAAAGGUGAUGCUCGCAAGCUAGAAACUGUGUUAGAGUCAAUCCAGAAGAACAUCCACUCCUCCUCCCACAUCUUUAAACUGGCCCAGGAUGCCUUCAAAAUCGCCACUCUCAUGGACAGCCUGCCUGACCUCACGCUGCUCAAGGUUUCCCUGGAGCUGGGCCUUCAGGUGAUGAGGAUGACCCUGUCUACACUGAACUGGCGUCGGAGAGAGAUGGUGCGCUGGCUUGUCACCUGUGCUACUGAAGUCGGCGUGUUUGCUCUGGACAGCAUCAUGCAGAACUGGUUCACCCUCUUUACCCCCACUGAAGCAACCAGCGUUGUGGCUAGCACUGUCAUGUCCAACAGCACUAUUGUCCGCCUGCAUCUGGACUGCCAUCAGCAGGAGAACCUGGCCAACUCUGCCCGCACCUUAGCCCUGCAGUGUGCCAUGAAGGACCCCCAAAACUGUGCCCUCUCAGCUUUGACACUCUGUGAAAAGGACCACAAUGCCUUUGAAACAGCCUAUAAGAUUGUACUGGAUGCAGCUGCCACUGGAAUGAACUACACACAGCUGUUUACAAUAGCACGCUACAUGGAGCACCGCGGUUAUCCAGCAAGGGCAUACAAACUAGCAACGUUAGCCAUGACUCACCUGAACCUAAGCUACAACCAAGACACACACCCGGCCAUUAAUGAUGUGCUCUGGGCAUGUGCUCUCAGCCACUCCCUGGGUAAAAACGAACUGGCAGCCGUCAUCCCUCUAGUGGUGAAGAGUGUGAAGUGUGCCACUGUCUUGUCGGACAUUUUACGCCGGUGCACUCUAACAACACCAGGUGGCAUGGUGGCACUACACAGUCGCAGAAACUCUGGAAAGCUGAUGUCUCUGGACAAAACUCCACUCAGGCAGCUACUGGACGCCACAAUCGGGGCCUACAUCAACACAACGCACUCUCGGUUGACGCACAUCAGCCCACGCCACUACAGCGAGUUCAUCGAGUUCCUUAGCAAAGCCAGAGAAACAUUUCUCAUGGCACACGACGGACACAUCCAGUUCACACAGUUCAUAGACAACCUAAAACAGAUAUACAAGGGCAAGAAGAAGCUCAUGAUGCUUGUUCGAGAGAGAUUUGGUUAAAAGACGAUCAUAUGACCAAAUUGUAUUUUUGUUGUUGUUGUUUUGUUUGUUGUCUCCUUUUUUAAAAUCCUUUCUAACUUGAAGUGAAAAUCCACCUAAAACAACUUACAUGUGAAUCUUAUUUCUGUGCUUUAGGACUGCUGGGUCUGAUGGAUAACAAACACAAUUUCCUCAAGACAAUUAUUUAAGACUGUGACGUUAAAACGUUACCAAGCUUGAUCACACACAGAUUCUAGUGUUGGGUAGCCAACACUAGAAUCUGGCCCAAAAGGUUUUAGAGUAAAGUUUAAAAUUUGGAGGGGAAAAAAAAGACUGUAAACCAUAUGCGCAACACCCGGGGCCAAGACUAAAACAGAGUGUACACACUUUUUUGUUUGGGAGAUUUGAGGCUUUUCAUACCGGUUCUGUCCUUAUCCAGCUUAUUUCACCAUAAAUAGAUAUACAAAUGCACCGAGUCUUUUGUCACAUAAAUAAUUCUGAAUGUAGACUUAGUUGCUACUGGUGGAUAGCUAAUGGCUAUACUGUGACUAUGUUUGUUCCAAGAUAGUUGCUCUUAUAACACAUACAAUUGUGAUGUCGGCCAAGACAGUACUGUAAAUACAGACGUUCCCAUUGGGGCUUUAAUCAGACAUUAUGUAACUUGUAAAUCAUCUUCACCCCAGUAGCAGUAGCUACAACCAUAGUCAUAACUGCAGCAAGAGCAAUGCCCAAAAGCUUUAUCUGCUAGUGAUUAUAUUUAGCCUUCGAGAACCAGAAGAAGGAAUUUACCUUUAAUGGCCACUCAUCACCACAUCCUAGAGUCAGUGUGGCAUCAUCAUAUUAGAGACACAGAAAAGCAACAAUUUUUCUUAUUUGACAGUAUUCUUUUGAAAAUGUUUUUAAUUAUUUAAAUAGUUGCCAACUAUUAUUUUCUGUUGAUCCACGGAUAGAUUAAGUAAUUGGAUCUCUAAUUAAAUGUAUUACUUUGAACUGCAAUAUAAUCACAAAGUUAUAGGUACCGCUCCACCAAUUUGUGAUGUUGUAGCGCCAAACCAUAAUUCUUAUUAAAUGUUUAAAAGAUAAGCAGGAAUUACAUUUUAGAGUUCCUGUUCAGACUGUUCAGGGAGUUCUUCCUUCCCACUGACAACAAGUGUAUGAUAAUGGUAGAGUUAUUUCUCUAACGUUGUAUGGUCUUUUCCUUAAAGCACUUUCAAAUGAUUCUGGUUUAUGAUGGCAUAAAAAACCAAGUAUGCAACUCAAAUGAAAUGUAAAUCCGUUGCUUUUUGGUGUCUUAACAGUAUAGACACUGAAAAUCUUGGAGUGUUCACCAAUACCAAACAUUUUUGUCUAUUUAUUUUUUGCUGCUUUCUGAUGUUUAGAAGGUACCCCGCCGACCACCGUUAGCAUUAUGCAGCAGAUUUUUUUUUUUUGUUUAAAUGUAGCUCACAGAAUUUUUUUGUGUCAACACACCAACAAACUUGGCAGUUAUCUUUCAAAGGCAGCAAAUAAUAAGACCGCUUACUAACAAGCGUAAAUGUAUAAAGUGUAAUGAUUUUGCGAUGUUGUAUGGGGGAAGAAACACUUGCCUUCAUUUCUAAGAAAACUCCACAGGGUACCUUUAAUAGACCAGACUUUUUAAACAUCACUUUAUCUGUGGGAGUGUUGUACACACUGUUUAUACAUCUGGCCCCUGGUAUUGAUGUGUCAAAACAAAAAAACCCAAAAACUAUGUAUUUAGUUUGCAAAACUGUCACUUUGUUUGAAGAUUUUGUUUUCCAUUACAUACAAACGUGAGAGGGUUUUACGCUGAGUAUUUCCUGUAUUGUCCAGUGGCAAAAUGUCUGCCUUGCACUGCUCCUGCUUUCCUCGGCUAAUGCUCACAGCCUCAAAGAGAAGACAAAUGGCUUUAAACCAAAUGGACCAUUUGAAGUGACGAGUACCUCUUUUAAAGGAUCCAGCUUUACUCUUCCCCCCAGGCCUCCUCACCCAUCUGCUCAAGAAAGGCUCUAAAUCCACCGUCAAAAUUCAUUUCGCUGCCAUUUCCAGGCUGGUUGUUUUGGCUUUGCAGUGUUGUCGCAAACGUUCAGUAUGCUUAUUUGACGGACACAUUUGCCACGAUAGCACGACGACAAACCAUCGCAGUUCUUAUCCUCGUGGAAACUAUGUAUAUUCUCAGGGAUUUCUCAAAAAAACAAAACAAAACAAAAAAACCCCGAAACAAACAAACAAAAAAAAGGCAGAAAAAAGAACAAAAGCAUUUUAUUGUCCUGUGUAUAUAUGAAAGUAUAUGUCUGAAUAUUGAAAAAAUGUAUAUGUUAACUAAUUUAUGACAGAAUAUUCUAUGUAAGACACAAUACUUGAAGCUGCAGUAAUUUUGGAAACAAGCGAAAAACAAAACAUAUCAGAAGGACUUCUAAACGUUGGCCUGGCAUUGCAUUAUGGGCCCUGUUUGGGCUCUGCAGACAUGAAAUGAACUGCAGAAAGUGGCCGGCAGGAAGUGGAUGUGCAGAGUGGGUAUUAUCCAGAGCACAGAAGUGUACUGAGGGGUUUUACAAGUCAUUGAAGGAGGCAGAGCGGCAGCAACAUACAGCUGCCAACUGCUGCUGUUCUCUCAUUGUGGUCAAGUCUGCCUCAUUCCACCUUCUGCAGUGAUUCGCUCACAAAAUGAAGCUUUUUUUUAAGUCCAUGCCUUUUCUCACUUCUUGACUUUGUGCAGGACAGAAAGUUGCUCUGUACAACAGGUCUUGACUGUUCCACUUCAUUUUUAAAAAAUUGAUUUAAUUGUAAUGUUAUUGUCUCUUCCUCUUUAACUUCAUGUCUCUAGAAUUCCUCACACAAGAACAGCCUUCUUUCUUGCCUUGUCUUAAUGCUUUAAAAUAACCAAAUGGGAGUUCUAACUACCAAACUCUUUUCAUACGCAAACUGACCAUGAUGAUGGCCUUUUAGUGUCUUUGAUUUGUAGCUGAACUGGCUCUGUAUUCUGUGCUUGAAAAGCUCAUCUCAUCUUCUUCAGUGUCGUCUCUUAGAGGUCUACUAGUAGCUCUUUUGUUUAGAAAUGAAUGAUGUGCCCUUUUAUUUAUUAUAUUAGGUAAAUGAUUGUACAACCAUGUCAACAUGCUCAUGAAGUUAAAACUAAGAUUUGAUACACUGAUCGAUUUAUUUAUGUAACUAAAUCACUGUUUUAUAAAGUUGUUAAUGAAUCAACACUUUGCUUUAAUUAAAUUAGAUUUUUGAGAGGAAAA